Molecule: messenger RNA, 627 nt
Organism: Stereum hirsutum FP-91666 SS1
Lineage: Eukaryota; Fungi; Basidiomycota; Agaricomycetes; Russulales; Stereaceae
Exons: 4
Coding region: 1-627 (208 amino acids)
Source: RefSeq, a predicted model, not a curated record
AUGCGCAUCGUGCUAUUCAUGAAUCCGGUGUUCCAGUCAACGCAGCACGCAUCGACAACAUUCUCAAGAAUUCUGCAGUGCCCACACGGGUAUCGUCAAGUUCCUACAUUCGGGCGCGAUACAAUUCGCAAGUUCCACACAAAUGCAUCGGAGAUGAAGAAACUCGCUGCUAGGGACUUUGAGCAUCUUCUCCAGUGCGCGAUUCCUGUUUUUGAGGGUCUGUUCCCCGGCGAUCACGACAAGAUCGUCUCCGACCUCCUCUUCGACCUCUCUUCUUGGCAUGCAUACGCCAAAAUGCGACUCCACUUAACGUCCACCCUCCUCGAGUUCGACGAUAUCUGCAUCGAAGCCGGAAACUCGCUACGCAAAUUUGCUGAUAAAACAUGUCAGCAUUUUACGACGUUCGAGCUCCCUCAAGAAGUUGCUGCACGGAAACGACGGGAGGAACGGGCCAGAGAGAAGGCAAUGGCUUUUACUUCCUCGACAUCACUUCCGCCGCCACCGCCACCUAUCUUCCAACCUGCGACUCACCGCCUUGCUGACUACCCGAGCAUCAUUCGCCGAAGUGGUACGACCGAUGCUUAUAACAGUCAACUGGUGAGCUCUCGAUUUCUCACGUACUAUUGA